Aureococcus anophagefferens is the source of this 405-nucleotide messenger RNA. RefSeq lists its product as hypothetical. The transcript has a single exon. The annotation marks the transcript as partial. The record is from RefSeq and is a predicted model, not a curated record. NCBI's taxonomy places the organism in Eukaryota, Pelagophyceae, Pelagomonadales, Pelagomonadaceae.
GAGGAGGAGCGGGCCAUCUUCUCGGGCGACAACGUGCUCGGCGCGGGCUCGUCCUGGUUCGAGGACCUCGCGACCUACAUGCGCACGCUCAACGACAUGCUGCGGCUCGCGGAGGGCGAGAAGCUCGUCGCGCUCUACCCGGGCCACGGCCCGCCGAGCGCGGACCCGGCGGCGAAGAUCCGGGAGUACGUCGACCACCGCGGCGCGCGCGAGGGCCAGGUCCGCGCCGCGCUCGACGACGCCGGCCGCACGUCGCUGGAGAUCGUCCUCGCCAUCUACCCGAAGCUGCCGCCCUACCUGACCUUCGCCGCGCAGCACAACGUCCUCGCGCACCUCGCGAAGCUGCGCGCGGACGGCGUCGCCGAGAACCGGCGCUUCGACCUGUGGGCGCGCGUCGCGCCGUAG